AUGUUGGUUCUUAACAUGAAUUCUAAGAGGCAAAGGAGACCAAAUGUUAGAUUGUGGGAGGUUGGAGACCUACCUGCAGCUUUUACUUGCGGUGUUUCUCAGAGAAUUAAGCAAAGAAGGUGGAAAGAUGAUUCCAUAAGAAAUAAUGAGUUGGAGAAUAAUGGUAACUCUGGGUUUCCACAGCAGUUUCCCCACGAAUUUGGGUUCUUGGAAUUUGGCAUCCCUGCAGAGGUGCCAGCAGAUAACAGUGAAAACAAGAACCCAAAUUCUUUGAAAUUAGUUCCUGAAAUUUCUGGUCAGGAUGAAAUUAGUGGGAGUAAGGCUGAGCUUUGUUUUGGUAGCAUUACCAGGAAGUCUAGGCUGAUGAAGCGUCGCAGGAGAACCCCGGAUAGCCUUUUUCUCGAUCCUUGGGGAUCCAAAGUUCAUCUGGCGAGAAAUGUAGGCGACGAUUUUACAUUAAAGUGUGGCUUCGAUGAAUCUUCUGGGCGCGAAACUACAUGGACCAAUGAAGACGCUUGUGCGAUGGCGAUGGAGACUGCAGAACCCAAUUCCAGUGUGCAAAUGGUGCAGAGUUCAAAUGAACAUUGUGAUGAAGCAGAGAUCGCGUUUCCCUUAUCCACUGGUGAAGGUGACAAGGGAGAAACCCGAGAAGAAUAUACAAUAAAUGGCGUUGGGGAAUGGCUGGAGGAGGUCGGGUUUGGGAAGUAUGCUGAGUUGUUUGAAAUGCAUGAGGUGGAUGAAGAAACUUUACCUUUACUCACUCUUGAUGACCUCAAAGAAAUGGGAAUUUUUGCUGUUGGGGUUCGGCGCAAGUUGCUCAAUGCAAUCAAAAGGGCAAAGGGAAGGCAAUUCCAGAUAUCUGCUUGA
Ipomoea triloba (trilobed morning glory) is the source of this 867-nucleotide messenger RNA. RefSeq lists its product as uncharacterized. Gene Ontology annotation, molecular function: protein binding. The record is from RefSeq and is a predicted model, not a curated record. The coding region runs from base 1 to 867 and encodes 288 amino acids. NCBI's taxonomy places the organism in Eukaryota, Viridiplantae, Streptophyta, Magnoliopsida, Solanales, Convolvulaceae. The transcript has a single exon.